Messenger RNA from Cucurbita maxima (winter squash), 1409 nucleotides. Its product is annotated as post-GPI attachment to proteins factor 3. The transcript is spliced from 6 exons. Lineage: Eukaryota; Viridiplantae; Streptophyta; Magnoliopsida; Cucurbitales; Cucurbitaceae. Gene Ontology annotation, molecular function: hydrolase activity, acting on ester bonds. The coding region runs from base 142 to 1170 and encodes 342 amino acids. Gene Ontology annotation, cellular component: endoplasmic reticulum membrane. Gene Ontology annotation, biological process: GPI anchor biosynthetic process. The record is from RefSeq and is a predicted model, not a curated record.
GAGAAAUGGAUCGGAAGAGACCGUAUUCGUAUUCCCCCAAUGUUCGGUCUAGGUCUUUGCCUUUCUUCCUAAAUAAUUGUUUCCCGGCUCUUUUCGCCAUUGUCGGAGCUUCACUGAUUUUCCCUAUCCACUGCCCAAAAGAUGAGGGAGUGCCAUUGGUUUGUCUUGCUGGUGGCGUUUGCUCUCUCCGUGAAAGGCUUAAAUGCUAGUGCAGGCGAUAUUGACCCACAAUACAGAACUUGCGUUAAACAAUGUGAAAAAAUAGGAUGCAUUGAUCAGCAAUGCUUUCCUCAGUGCAAUUUCUCUGUGGAUGGUGUUUCUAUUGAUCAGCCAUGGUAUAUGCAAGAACCACUUUACUUAAAGUGGAAGCAAUGGGACUGCCAAAGCGAUUGUCGUUACCAUUGUAUGGUCAAACGAGAGGGUGAAAGAGAAGCACUUGGUUAUCAUCCUGUUAAAUAUCAUGGCAAAUGGCCCUUCAAGCGUAUAUAUGGGAUCCAGGAACCUCUUUCUGUAGCAUUCUCUGCCCUCAACCUUUCAAUGCAUUUUCAUGGCUGGCUGUCCUUUUUUAUCCUUCUAUAUUACAAGUUACCUUUGAGACAAGACAAGAAGGCAUAUUAUGAAUUUUCCAGUUUGUGGCAUAUUUACGCACUCUUUUCAAUGAACUCUUGGUUUUGGAGCACUGUUUUCCACAGUCGUGAUGUGGAUCUCACAGAGAAAUUAGAUUAUUCCUCUGCUGUGGCAGUACUUGGGUUUUCCCUCAUUCUGGCAAUUCUAAGAAGUUUCAAUGUGAGGCAUGAGGCUACCAGAGUCAUGGUUGCAGCUCCUUUGCUUGCUUUUGCACUUACGCAUAUCUUAUACAUCAACUUCUAUGAACUUGAUUAUGGGUGGAAUAUGAUUGUUUGUGUUACUAUGGGAGUCUCUCAACUUCUCCUUUGGGCAAUCUGGGCUGGUGUCACUCAUCAUCCUUCUCGCUGGAAACUGUGGACAGUGGUUGUGGGCGGUGGCUUAGCACUACUUCUGGAAAUCUAUGAUUUUCCUCCAUAUGAAGGCUUUGUGGAUGCUCAUGCUCUCUGGCACGCCACUACCAUCCCCCUGACCUAUGUUUGGUGGAGUUUUAUCCGAGAUGAUGCGGAGUUUCAGACCUCCAAUCUUCUUAAGAAGUCUAAAUAGCUUGCUCGCUCACUCGUUGAACUGACUGGCUUGUUUCAUUUGGGGUGUUUCUGGAGAUCACAAUUUCCCCUCCCCAUUCAAACAAAAUUAGGCAUUGUUGUAUAACAUUCCAGUUUCUGGGACCUGUUAUUCUAUUUCCUCCCUCGAGGAUCUCAAAUUGACUAAUUGUACCAGAUUUUGAUUCGGAUUCUUUUUUUAUUAUAGAUUUUGGUGUGCCUAUAUUUUUUUUUUCAGAAGAA